UGCAACGCGUCUAUCUAUAACCGCCGUGAUGAGCGCUUAAGAAGAGCGCGAGGCGAAUGAAAGAGAAAAAACGAACAGAAUACCAAAUAAACUCUCAUUUUUUGUUUCUGUAUGUGUGAGAUACUGUAUUAUCCGACAGAGAAUCCAGCUGAACAGCGCUGUGUUUAGUGUCUCAUAUUGAGAGAAAUGGAGAGUUAUGAGCAGUUCUGCAGCAGGACACUGAACACGCUGCUGCCGCCUGACUGCAGUACCGCGCCUGAGCGGCAGAGGGCGCUGUCCGACAUACACUUCCACGGCAGGAGACUGCUGGAGCCUGUGUUGAGUGAAGAGCUGCGUGUUCAGAUGGCUGACGACAGACAGACGGCCGUGGAGAGAGACAGGAAGAGACAGACGGACGCUCUUCUGCAGCGAGUGCAGCACGUUCUCAACAACAUCCAUCUGAAAAAGACGCAGAACGAGUCAUACAGCAUCAUCUCAUCUCAUGAGUCCAAAACCAGCCCGAUCCGCUCCAUCAGACCGUUCACGGCCCCGGCUCAGAACCGGAACCUCAGUCCCAGCAGCUCUCUGAAGAGAGAGACCCUUCGACUGCUGAACCAGCGCAUGGAGAAGCUGCUGUCUGACGAGUCCAGUGACGGUUCUGACCCAGAGUCCCCUGACUCCACCCUGUCCGGUCUCUCUCUCAGUCUGACGGGUUCUUACGCUCAGUUACCCGGUCCUCAGCCCAGCCGCAGCCCUCUCACACACCGAGCACAGAGACCGCGACCGCACGCCACCGGAAACAUCCUCAUUUCUCAUCCCGUCAGUGAGUCUGAGCUCAGCACGAACGGAUCUGAAUAUCUGUCCGGAAGCGGUCAUAACGAACAACGUCCAAUAGCGCGAUCGGUUUUCACAGCAUCUUCUCCUGCCCCCUCUGGUGCAGAAUGGAACUGCAGCUGUUCAGAGUUCAGUGACAGACAGCUGUCAAUCAUUACCUCCACACCCAGCAGCCAGAAGGAAACGACCAGGUUGGACUCAACACAAGAUGUGAGCCCUGAGAACACCAGACCGGCCCGUCGUUCACCUCCGGCGCCCCUCAACCGGUCCUAUGAUGUGGAAAGCCCCUCGCCAUCUCUGAACAGACCGCAUGUGUCGUCCGCUCCCUCACCGGGCUCCGUCAGGCCGAUCCGACACUCACAGCAGCAGGAUGAGACAGGAGUGGAGCAGCAGAUUCAAUCUUUAGACACGAUGCGUGAGCGUUUAGAGAGAGAACACGCUCAUCAGAUCUCUGAUCUCCUCGCAGCGCAGGAGAGACAAACACAGCUGAUGUUGGAGUGUGUGCAGCAGCUCCAGAGGAAGCUGAACGAACAGAGCAGGAAGAGCAUGAUGUCAUCAACGCCUGAGCUCAGCCGGAAGACGAGACACACUUCACACACACAGGACGUGUGUGUGGAGCAGAUGAAGCCUGUCUGUCGUCUCACUGCCGCGGCUCGAGGUUUUCUUACACGCAGACUCUUACAGACGGACAAAAUCACACACCUGCGCAAAACCGUACAGGACUCCAGAGCGUUCAUCCGCUCGUUCCAGACGGAUUCCCAGCAGAAGAGAGCCUCCGUCUCCCAUCAGGAUCUGACACUACAGCAGCGAGUUACAGCGCAGCUGCGGGCAGCGCUGCAUGACGUCCAUCAGAUCUUCUUUGUGUGGCCUUUGAGAGACAGACUGCGUCUUCUUCAGCAGGACAGAGAGAUACGCAGAGAGAGGACACUCAGAGAGAUGGAGAAAGACAGUCCUGGAAACACACGGACUCUGUCCUCGGCCACUCAGAAGACGCUGGACAGGAAGGCUCAGAGGCACGCAAAAACAAUGAAUGUGACUCCCAAGAGCUCAGCGUCGAGGAUCCUGCGGCCUCGUCUCAGUCAGAACACAGUCUGUUCCUCUCAGAGUGCGGUGAAGAAGAGAGACGGGUGUUUGGGAGUGAGACCGCGCUCGCUUCAGAGGAAGUGUCUGUCUCUGGGAUAAACACACACUCGUACGGAUGAAUACAGCGGUGAAACACGUUCACACAUCACUGUAAUCGCUCACUUCACACUGAUGAACAGUUUCAGUAGUUCACUAUGCUUUAAAAUUAUAAGAAUGAAAAAAAUAUAUAAUAAACUUUUUUGAUAUGAAGCGUUACUGAUUACA
Megalobrama amblycephala (Wuchang bream) is the source of this 2160-nucleotide messenger RNA. Its product is annotated as centriolar coiled-coil protein of 110 kDa. Gene Ontology annotation, cellular component: centriole. Gene Ontology annotation, biological process: centriole replication; centrosome duplication; regulation of cytokinesis. Lineage: Eukaryota; Metazoa; Chordata; Actinopteri; Cypriniformes; Xenocyprididae. The transcript is spliced from 13 exons. Bases 187 to 1995 code for a protein of 602 amino acids. The record is from RefSeq and is a predicted model, not a curated record.